Mycotypha africana is the source of this 3942-nucleotide messenger RNA. RefSeq names its product P-loop containing nucleoside triphosphate hydrolase protein. The record is from RefSeq and is a predicted model, not a curated record. NCBI's taxonomy places the organism in Eukaryota, Fungi, Mucoromycota, Mucoromycetes, Mucorales, Mycotyphaceae. Gene Ontology annotation, molecular function: ATP binding; ABC-type transporter activity; ATP hydrolysis activity. Gene Ontology annotation, cellular component: membrane. Gene Ontology annotation, biological process: transmembrane transport. The transcript is spliced from 5 exons. The coding region runs from base 1 to 3942 and encodes 1313 amino acids.
AUGAAAAGUAAGGACGGUACAACGACAGUCCAAAUAGAAAGAUCUGCCACCUGGUCCCUUUUUGAUAAUAAAAAUCAGAAAAAUGCAAAGAAUGACAGCCGUGACAACAGCACAAAGUCGAAAAGAAGCAAACGUCCGAAAACGCCAAAAGUAUCAAUGCUGAGGUUAUUUCGAUUCUCCACAUUUACUGAACGCAUUCUAUUAUGUUUCGCAACAAUCUUUUCAAUCGGCGCCGGCGCACUCCAACCAGUGUCUAUUUUGAUCUACGGUACAUUUAUCAAUAAUUUAACAUCGAAUCUAUCUGAUCCAAGCAGCUUGCUCGAGUUGACUUUACCGGUAAUCCGUAUUAUGGCUUAUAUGGGCACAGCCUCGUUGAUUGCUGCCUAUGCAUCCAAUUGUUUAUGGGUUCUGACAGGUGAAAAUCAGACCCGACGCAUUCGGUCACUAUACUUACACUCAGUUUUGAAGCAAGAUAUGAGCUGGUUUGAUCAAGCCGCCAAUGAAUCGCUCAAUACCAGGCUGGCAUCAGACACACAAUUGGUGCAGGAUGGUAUUUCUGAAAAAUUUGGACUACUUGUCACCCUCAUUGCACAAUUCGUUGGAGGAUUCGUGGUUGCAUUCAUCAAAGGUUGGCAAGUAGCCGUCAUGAUUCUGGCUGUCGUCCCGCUUCUAAUUGGACUCGGUAGAACGAUGGUCUAUUUUAUAACAAAGUAUGCUAUAAGGACACAAACAGCCUAUGCUGGGGCUGGCUCUGUUGCAGAGCAAGCUUUUCAAGCAAUCAGAACUGUAUACGCUUUCACCCUUCAGGAUAGGUUCUCGAAGCAUUACAGUAUUAAACUGGAAGAAGCCUACAAAAACGGUGUUCGUCGCGCUAUUAGUAUGGGUCUUGGAUUUGGUACUUUCAUGGCUCUCCUAUUCUUCACCUAUGGGCUCGCUCUUUGGUAUGGCUCGAUGAAAGUUGCUCAAGGAGAAUUAACAGGUCCUCAAGUAUUUGUGGCUUUUCUCGCAAUGAUGUUGGGAUCAAUGAGUUUAAUCAAAUUACCUUCAAAUCUAUCUGCUGUAUCAACUGCUUGUGGUGCCGCUUAUAAAAUUUACGAAAUCAUAGAUCGUAUUCCAAAAAUAGAUGUGGAAUCCACUACAGGUCUAGUUCCCAAAAAUAUAAAUGGCUCGAUAGAGUUUCGCCAUGUUCAUUUCAAAUAUCCUACUCGCCCUGACCUUGUCAUACUGGAUGAUUUCAACCUGAAAAUUGAACCUGGCCAGACGGUAGCUUUUGUGGGGCCCUCAGGUUCCGGCAAAUCCACUACUGUUCAGCUUGUUCAGCGAUUCUACGACACCCUUUCCGGUCAAGUCCUUGUAGAUGGCCAUGACGUCAAAGAUUUGAGUGUAAGAUGGCUACGACAACAGAUCGGUGCCGUGUCUCAGGAGCCAGUACUAUUUAAUAUGACUAUCCGUCAAAAUUUACUGAUGGGUGUAGAGGGUGAAGUCUCAGAGAAGUCUAUCAUCGCUGCGUGUGAGGAAGCGAAUUGCCAUACAUUUAUUACUCGGCUGCCAAAUGGCUAUGAUACCUUAGUCGGUGAUCAAGGUAGUAUGCUAUCUGGGGGACAGAAACAACGUAUUGCUAUUGCUCGAGCCAUCUUGAAAAACCCAACUAUCCUUCUGCUGGAUGAGGCAACAUCUGCGUUAGACACACAGUCUGAGCGCCUUGUUCAAAACGCAUUGGAUAAAGCAUCUGCUAAACGUACCACAAUUGUAGUGGCACACCGUCUGUCAACAAUCAUGAAAGCUGAUCUUAUCAUAGUAUUGGACCACGGUAUUAUUGUUGAAAAAGGCACACACCAGCAGUUAAUUGAAUUAAACGGCGUAUAUGCCGAUUUGGUACGAAAACAGGCUAUAAACGUUGAAGAAGCGAAACGCACUUCUGAUGAGAAUGAAUACAACGCUGAUGAAUUGUUACGCCAGGAAGAGUUACAAAUAAAGCAACAAAUGGAUGAUGUGGAGAUGCAACAGAACCUUAGCAAAAUUCGUACAGGUCAUUCAUAUCAUAGUAACAUGAGGGCCUCCGCUGAAAAAUAUCCGCGCGAAAGUAAUGCUAAAGAUAUUGAUGCUUAUGACGUUCAGCAUGAAGAAAAGGAACGCUUGAAAAAAAUAAUGAAAAAACAAAGAGCUCCCGUGUGGAAAGUUUUGAAGUUCAUGCGUCCUGAAUGGAAACUGUUGGCUGUUGCCCUUUGCGGAUCUGCAGUUGCCGGUUGUAUUUUCCCAUUGUAUUCUUUUUGUUUUUCAAGGGUAAUCACAAUCCUAAGUAUUCCAGGCCAGGAAAUUCAGCCGGGUCCACUCGAAGGUACCAAUUUAUAUGCAUUCAUAUUCGUUAUGCUUGGGAUUGUCACGUUCAUCGGUAACGCUUCUCAGCUUUCCCUGUACGAGGUUUGCGGCGAACGGUUUACAAAGAGAUUUCGUGCUAAAAUUUUCUCUGCCUACUUGAAGCAAGAGGUUGGAUUUUUUGACAUGGAAGAGAAUAACAGUGGUGCGCUUACUACAAGAUUAGCGGUGGACGCUCGAAACGUUACUGAAAUGAUAACCAAAACUUGGGGUGAUGUAACUCAGCUUUGCGCUACCUGCAUCUGUGCGUUAGUUAUAGCUUUUAGCCAUAGCUGGGCAUUAACCUUGGUUGUCCUUUGUAUGGCGCCGUUUCUUACCAUUGCUACUGCUUAUGAAUUUCGUAUACAGCGAGGAUACGAAGAUGAAACCAAGAAGGCGAAUGCUGACAGCGGUCAGGUUGCCGGUGAAGCGAUUAGAGAAGUCAGAACUGUAGCCGCAUUAAAUAAGCAAUCAUAUUUCGAAGAUCGCUAUUACCAUGGUACUGAUCGUUCACACAGCCUUGCUAUGAAAAAAGCGUACCUUUCUUCUAUUGCUGCCGGUUUUGGGAAAGGUAUUAAUAUAUAUGCCAAUGCAUUGGCUUUUUAUGCGGGCGCCAGGUUUAUCCAAAAUGGUAUGAUUGAUUUUCAGCAAAUGUUUACCAGUAUGACGGUGAUAAUGACUGCUGCUGAGGCUGCUGGUCGUUGUACAACAUUCGCUUCUGCAUUUUCAAAAGCUAAAAUUGCUGCAAUUGCCUCGUUUAAUGUUCUCGAACGUGCAUCGAAAAUCGAUCCAGAUCUAGAAGGUUUUGAACCAAGCGCGGAAUCUUUGAAAGGAGAUAUUAGCUUCAAGGACAUCAAAUUUGCAUAUCCCGCUAGACCCGAUAUCAAUAUCUUUGACGGAGAAUUCAAUCUCCAUGGUCCUUCUGGUAAGACCAUUGCUUUGGUUGGCCCCUCAGGCUGCGGUAAAUCGACAACUAUUGGAAUGCUUGAACGAUGGUACGAUCCGUUGAAGGGCAAUGUCUCGCUAGAUGAAAUAAAUACACAACAUUAUUCUUUAUAUAAUUUACGAAGUCAUAUGGCACUUGUCGGUCAAGAACCAGUUCUGUUCGACAUGAGCAUCAGUGAAAACAUCAAGUUUGGCGUUGAUGAUACAAAGACCGUCACUGAAAAAGAAAUUGAAGCAGCAUGCAGUGCAGCAAAUAUCCAUGCAUUUAUCUCAGGUUUACCUGAAGGUUACAACACUCGUGUUGGAAAUAAAGGCUCACAACUCUCAGGAGGACAAAAACAGCGUAUUGCUAUUGCUCGUGCACUGAUACGAAAACCUAGGGUGUUACUUUUGGAUGAAGCUACCUCAGCUUUAGAUAGUGACAGUGAAAGACUUGUUCAAGAAGCCUUAAAUAAUAUUUUGGAAGAAGGAGGCAGAACUACUAUCACUAUUGCUCAUCGUUUGUCAACCAUUCAAAAUGCGGAUCUCAUUUGCGUUGUAAAGGAUGGGAAAGUCAUUGAACAAGGAACUCAUAGUGAACUGCUCGCUCUCCAUGGGGUCUACUCAGAAUUGGUCCAUGAACAAUCAUUAUCGGUGUUGUAA